Messenger RNA from Bufo gargarizans (Asiatic toad), 3484 nucleotides. Its product is annotated as A-kinase anchor protein 8-like. Lineage: Eukaryota; Metazoa; Chordata; Amphibia; Anura; Bufonidae. Gene Ontology annotation, cellular component: nucleus; nuclear matrix. The transcript has 12 exons. Bases 12 to 1382 code for a protein of 456 amino acids. Gene Ontology annotation, molecular function: protein kinase A regulatory subunit binding; DNA binding. The record is from RefSeq and is a predicted model, not a curated record.
GCGAUGUGCGCAUGCGCAGUGUUCACAUUCGGAAGCUGUGUGAAGACGCUGAGGCAAUGGAUGCUAGAUUUUGGGGUCGUCCUGGUUUUAAUUUCCCCCGUCCCUGGAACUACCCUGGACCUGUGGUGAACUAUGGUCCUCCUUUAGGUGACCCCAGAUUCAUGCACGGACCUGGGAUGGAGCCUCGGAAGUUUCCACCGCACAUGAGACCUCCUGUCCGAUUUAACCCCCCUCCCUGGGAGCGUCCCAAAAAUCCCAACAUGCAUGGAAAUGCCUUUGGUGUUAGGCCGCCACCGUUUGACCCGACACAAAUGCAGUGGAGACCAAUGCUUAACCGGAAAAGGAAGUUCUCCACACUCAGGCAGUUUCCCAAUAUGGAGCAAACAGGUACAUAUGCCAGCCAGACCUAUGUCUAUCAAGCCAAAACCCAGAAUGGAGAUGUGCAGGAACACACGGCUGCUGGGGAGACCAGUGAUGCCAAUUCGUCGAAUCAAGAACACAAAAAGGCAGAAGAUUCGCACCUUCUGGCAGAGCAACCCAAUGUGAACAGUUAUGGAUGGCAAGGAGAUACCAGCACAAUGUUCUCGUGUGUCUUGUGUCAAUAUUAUACCCCGGACGAGAAGCAAAUCCAGAUACAUUUUUUUUCCUGCCAGCACACGGAGAUCAUAAAACAUCUGUCUAAUUUCUUUCCGGAAAAAAGAGUGAACUUCCUUAAUGAAUACCUUAUGUUUAAGAAGAACCAAAUGGCCCUGCAGAAAAAGAACAGCAACCUGAAGUCCGUCAAAGACACAUUUAAAGGAGUAAUCCAGGACCAGUACUUGUCUCGUGUCCAAGCCACAUACUGUCAAGCAUGUGAUGUUUUCAUCCCUGAUGCCACAGAGCUUCUGAAAACGCACAUCAAAUCAGAUGUCCACAAACAGAAUCGCAAGGUGAGAUUCAAAACUGUAAAGGCCAGCAGCCUCGCAACAGCCAAGAAUCUUCUGCAGGAUAAAGAUAUUUUGCAGAUGCAUGUUAAAUACAUAAAGGGACAGAAUCCCUUUAAGGACUUAACCUGUUCAUCGCAGGUAAGCGGCUCGCCUGAAAUCCUGGUCCCUGAAGAAGACGAUAAUGAUAACGACGAUGAUAAUGAUGGCGAUGAUGAUAUCGUUGACGAUAUUCUUGAGGAUACUAAUGAUGAAGACUCCAUUGCCAAUGUUGGAUAUGGUGAAGAGCUUCCUGUUUACGAUGAUGAGAACACAGACACUGAUCUGAUGUUUCUUCUCAGUGAGCAAGAGAUGAUUGAAACUGAUCCCAUGAUCGAGAGAAGCCCAUCCAUGACUGUGAAAACUGAAGGCAAAGUUAAAGGGGAGGGAGAGGAAGAGGAGGCUGCGGAGGCCCCAUGAUGUCACUUAUUAUCUCUUAAUGUGAAUUCUUAUGUUAGUUUAUACCAAUGUCAUCUGAAGCAAGAAAUGCCCCAUUACUGUAGAUCACGAAUGUCUGAACCCCUCAGCCAUUGCCCCCAACAGUGAGUACAGAUGUGCUGCAUGCCCCUGUAUUUCGGGGUCACUUAAGUGGGUUGUCUAUUUCAACAGAAGCCGACUGUGAUCUAAUGGCUGCCUUCAGCCAUACAUUACUCUUUAUUUGUCCCCGGGAACAUGUAGCGUUACAUGGUAGCCAUUUUAUGAGUGGGCAGCUGCGUAAUGCAUGGGCAUGCCGGGGCUGCCAUCAGUGCCACUUUUACAUAGGACCUGAGGGUUGCAGCUUUGAGACAAUCCCUUUAAUUAGUUAGUUUCUACUCAGAGACCAUUUCUAAAUUCUGCUCACAAUUGUAAAGAUUGAUGGUGGCCGAUCAUUCCUUUAAACUGGAGACACUCCAACCUUCCUGUAAAAGUGUUGUCAAGAAUUUAAUAAAAAGUGUUUUUGUUUUUUUUAAAUGCACUCUUGUCCAUGGGUCAGGUGUUAGUAUUGCACCUCAGCCCAAAAGCGACUGAGGCUGGGCCGGAAUAGUAGGCACAGCCCAUGGGAUACAGUACUUUUUUUUUUUUUUUUUUUCUAAUCCUCGCCUUCCCCUUUAAAUGUUGGAAUUACAGUAUCUAAUUAAAGGGAUUGUGCCGAGUAUAAACAGGAUAAGGGGAUAGCUAACUGAUCAGUGGAGGUGGGACUGCUUGGACCACCACCUAUCCCAAGAACGGGGGUCCCCAUGUUCCCGUCCCAAUGGAGCUGCUGGCCAAAUGUGCACCCUGCCGUUUAACUCAUUCUUUAUGGGACUGCCAGAAAUCGCCAAGAGCUGUACUCUAUGUCCGGCAUUGCCAUAGGUAGUGAAAGGAUCGGCAGGGCACAUGCUCGGCCUGCCAACCCAUCAGGACACAAAUGUGGGACCCCUGUUCUCGUACGAGCACUUUCUUCUCUUCAAACAGCUGAUCAGUAGGGGUGCUGGGAGUCGGACGCCCACCAGUCUGAUAUUGACCUAUCCUAAAGAUAGUUCAUCAAUAGUAAAAAGUUGACAAUCGUUAUAAGGAGUGGUCUUCUCCUCGUGUCUCCCUUUUAUGUACCUUAGUGGGGGUUAACCAGAUGGGACAAGUGCUUUGAAGUCACUUCCCCCAGUGUUAUAGGGUUUAUCCUAUGACUAAUGUAAAAAAUGAAAAUCUGACAUCAUACAGCACAUUGACAACCUCUUUCAAACCAGCCCUGUACCGCGCACGGAUCCAGAGAUCUCCCUAUUGCUCUAAUAGAUUUAUAUCAAGCUGGCAGCUCAAGGGGAGCAUCUUUUCUGCUGCAGCUCGGGAGGGGUGUCAUUUCUGCAGGAGCUCAGCUCAGGACGCAGUUGAAGGAUGAAACUGAGCAUGUGCGGCCAUCUCAGUGAGCAGGACAAAGAAAUAAGAAACAAACAGCAGGUGGUGCUAUGCAGAUACAUUUUAAUAAAUAACUCAAUGGCUAUACAAAAUGUUUAAUUACAUGCAAUGUCAAAAGUACUCAGAUCCAAAUGGUGUGAAAACUGGUAGAAUAUUUCUUGUGGGACAACCCCUUUAAUGGCUCCGUCAUGCCCACCUAAUUGAUCCCCUGUUGGUCUCUGCUUCCUGAUUCCUCUCACAGGAAAUGUCAUUGAUUAUUUCCUCUUGUGUUGAGUUUGAUGAGGAAGCAUAGACUGGGAAGUGUCAGAAAGAUGGGUAUGGAUUACUUUAUUAUUAUUUUAUCAUUCUGAGUCCUAAAUAUGUAAUCGGCCAGGCUACGCCUUUAAGGAGAAAUGUCAUAAGUUUCAUCAGUGGGGCUUGCAGUAGAUCUAUGACACGGCCAUGAACAUCGGAUCGGGUACAGUGAAUGGGUUGUGGCAUCUAGUGGCUUUGUGUUCAGAUGUUUGUAAUUUCAACAUAUUCUUAUACAUUUUAGAUGUCUCGGCGUAGGUUUAUGUAAACUGUAUAAAAGCAAAGCAGUCUGUUGCCCAUAGCAGCCAAUCAGCAUAGCAAACCAGAAUAAAAGCUGUCCUGUGAUUGGUUGCUCUGGGUAA